This is a messenger RNA of Cantharellus anzutake, 818 nucleotides long. RefSeq lists its product as uncharacterized. The record is from RefSeq and is a predicted model, not a curated record. The transcript has a single exon. Bases 183 to 632 code for a protein of 149 amino acids. NCBI's taxonomy places the organism in Eukaryota, Fungi, Basidiomycota, Agaricomycetes, Cantharellales, Hydnaceae.
AUCUGGGUUGCGAGUGAACCGCUGAAGCGGGUUGCCAUAUUUGGAACGCCGCGUUUACAACAUCUUGAGAAGACGGAGGCAGAGCCCAGUCAGAGUGAUCGGCAGUCGGCCGGAGUGAGGAGGCCGCCGCACAACACCGGAUCUACGGGAUCAGGGAGUUGAUCAAAAAAAAGUCGGGUUUGAUGACUCGAGUUUGCCGAUCCGAUCAGGGGUCAAUGGGUAGUGCCGGAGGCGCGCGUUGCGGCUGUGCACGUGUUCGUUUGAAGUUUUACCGGCCCGACUGUUUGUGCGGAUCUGCAGGAUCAAUGAGCCCAGGAAUGAGCGCUGAUGGGGGGUCGGCAACCGAAGGUUACUCAAGGGAUCGCUUACGUAGGCGGAAUAGAGGGUUGCAAAAAUGUUUUGGUUGCUUUCUCACACAGGAUUUUCGUGGAAAAUCCCACUGGAGGAUUAUUGGAGUUGGAGCAGAAUUUUCUUCGACCAUUGUGUCGUUCCCCAGACACUCUUACUUUGGUUUGCGAGAGGUUGAGCGGAGCACGAUUUUAAUCAUGUCAUUCCACAUACCACCGCCACGGCUUCGCUGGAAGAAAUCCUCAGUGAAGGUAUGUGCUCGUACUAUCCACUGUAUGCAUUAAAACUACCCACAACUAUCCUCCGGAGCCCGUGCAAGAAGGGCAAUGUCCCUGAUGCCCCACUUCGACGUAACUUCACCAAUAUAUCUUAAACCGUUUCGUGAGAUCAUCAGAUGGCUGCCGGAAGUCAUGCCACGAUGGGGGAAGUCAUAAAAUGUGCACCACUUGGGCAAAAAGUUGACGGAAUGC